This is a messenger RNA of Caenorhabditis angaria, 1081 nucleotides long. Lineage: Eukaryota; Metazoa; Nematoda; Chromadorea; Rhabditida; Rhabditidae. The record is from the annotation of a GenBank genome assembly.
AUGAAAUUUCUCCUAUUGUUCUUUUUAUUAAUUAUUGUUGAAACAAUUGCAGGUAUCAUCUAAAACCAAAAAACCAAACUCUCAAUCAAUCAGAAAAUUUUGAAUUUCAGCAAAUAACAAUUGCAACAAUAGGGAUGUUCUCGAAUAUUCCGAUUUAUCAGAUGAUAAAUGUGAUUUUCGAGCCGAGACUCCUUUAGAAGCCAAGUUUUAUCGAAAAUUUUGUGGGAGAAAAGGAUAUUAUGGAUAUUUGGGGAAGAAAGAUAUUUUUGGAAAACCGAUUGAAAGAAUUGCACAAAGAUGUUUUACGACUGAGUAAGUUUAGGGCUGAAAAUCUAGGAAAAACAUUAUUAGAAGAACUUUCAUACAAAAUUCUUUGGAUUUCAAAAUCAAAUCCAUAGUUCCUUAUUUCUACAGUACCCCAACUCACUCAGAGUUUCAGCGUUCAUUUUUCAUUUUUAGACAAUCGAGAAAUGAUGAAAUUUUUGAACAAAAAAGAUUUUCCUUAAAAAUUAGUUCACGUUUUCUACUUAAUUGUUUCUACAAACUGUCAGAAUUUUUUGAAUUCCAAAAAUAUAUUUGUUUUCAGAGAUUGUGAAGAUGGAACUGAACCAAUGGUUUGUGUUAAUGUUGAAUGUGAUACUCGAAUGUGUUUUCCGGAUCCAUUUGUAAGUUUUUUGAUCAAACUACAAAAAAUAAACUAUUCUUGGAAUAGAGAGUUGAAAUAACUCCUUGAAAAAUUAUUGCUUGAAAAAAAAAGUUAUAACGUGACCUCCCAUUUUUGUAAAACCCAGACGGUUAAACUCAUAACAAAUUUCAUCCUAAAAUCUCCUAAUAUUAUUUUCAGAUAGCUCAAAAAACAAGUCACAGUGAAAUCAUUUGCACAAUUUGGAAAUACACAAUAUUUGUUGGCUCCGCAUUUUUCGUUCUUAUGCUUGCCUCCGCAAUCGCUUAUAGUUUCACAAUGAAAGAAGAAAAUAAAGAGGAAAAUGAAGAUGAGGUAAAUAUGGAUGAUGUGGCACCCAACAAUGAAAGUGAUGAUAUGAAUUAUGGAUCAAGUGAUGAAAAUAAUAAGGAUAAAUGA